Molecule: messenger RNA, 810 nt
Organism: Agrilus planipennis (emerald ash borer)
Lineage: Eukaryota; Metazoa; Arthropoda; Insecta; Coleoptera; Buprestidae
Product: decaprenyl-diphosphate synthase subunit 1-like
Exons: 3
Biological process (GO): ubiquinone biosynthetic process; isoprenoid biosynthetic process
Cellular component (GO): transferase complex; mitochondrion
Molecular function (GO): prenyltransferase activity
Source: RefSeq, a predicted model, not a curated record
UUACAGGUCGUGACGGAUUUAGUUCAAGGCGAAUUCAUGCAGUUGGGUUCGAAAGAAACGGAAAACGAAAGAUUCGCUCACUACCUCACCAAGACCUAUAGAAAAACUGCGUCUCUCAUGGCCAACUCGGUCAAAUCUGUGGCACUUUUGAGUGGAGCAGACGCAGAAUUGGCUGAUCUCGCCUUUCAGUAUGGACGAAAUUUGGGUUUAGCUUUUCAAUUAGUCGACGAUCUUUUGGAUUUUGUGUCGUCAUCUGCCCAAACGGGAAAACCAACGGCUGCAGACUUAAAGCUCGGACUAGCCACAGCACCUGUUCUUUUUGCUUGUGAAAAGUUUCCGGAACUAAAUGCAAUGAUAAUGCGUCGGUUCCAAGAACCGGGUGACGUAGAAAAGGCGUUCGAAUUCGUUCACAAAUCGAACGGUUUAGAACAAACUCAGUAUCUAGCAAAACAACACUGCCAAGAGGCCGCCAGGAUAGCCAGCAUUAUAGCGGAAAGUGCCUUCCAAAAGGCCCUCAUAGUCACAACAGACUUGGUUCUGAAUCGCAUGAAAUAGCGACGAGUUUUACUUACAGUCAAAAUAAUAUUAAUUAUUGUUAAUAGCAAACAAACAUUUUGGAAACACAAUAGUCAUGCAUGUAUACAUGCUUUCGUUCCAUUUUCUAAUUAGUAAGUAAUAAACUCGGGGGAUUUGUGAUUCCCUUUCGAGAAUUAUAACUCACGACCAGUUCCAAACUUUAAAGUCCAUUUUGCUCUUUUUUUAUUUAUGUCGUAUUGCUGUAAGUGUAUAAUAUAGUAAUAUAUAUAUAUA